UAUAGGAGACGACAAUGUCCACCACUAAAACUUUUAAAAGCUCAGUAAAUGGUAUACUUUCUCGUUCCUGCUCACUCACAAGAGAAAACUUAAAGUAAUAUUAUUAUAGCUUAAUAUUAUUAAUCUAUAAUAUAUUAAAAUAUAAAUAUCACAAUAAUAUAUUAUACCUAUAUAACAUUCUGUGACUGAAAUACACAAACACAUUCAAUUCUCAUCCUUAAGUCUCCAUAUACAUAAACACAAACCCCAGACUGUUGUGGUUUUGAAGCAGCUGACCUACUCUGUAAAGAAACUCUCAGUGAAACAGACACAGAUGAAUGGGUUUCACAGAAGAUAUUGAAGGAAUAUUACGGGUUCAGUACAAGUUAGGCUCAUUUGACAGCAUUUGUGGCAUAAUGUUGGCUACCACAAAAUGAAUUUCCAGUUCCUUAUUUUCUUUAAAAAGGCAAAAAUAUGGGUUAUAGUCAAGCAUUUAUAAUGAAAUGAAUCCAUAAACGUUAAAAUACUCACUUUUCCAAUAGUAUUGUAGCUACAAGAUGUAAAGAAUAUGCAUGUUAAAUUGAUUUUAGUGUGGGGGAAAAAACAAAACACAUUAGAUAAAUAAACAAAUAAAUCACACUUUUCUGUGUAGUUAUAUCCAAUAAAAUCAAUUGUACAACUUUGACACCAUGACAACACAAUGCUGUAAACCAUAACAUGACUGUAAAAAUAAUAAUAAUUUAAACAUCUUUACAGCUCAAAUAAUACACAAGUUUAGAUGAAAUAAUACAGUGCUUUUGUAAAAUUAUAAAGUUCACAUUUCUGCUUUUAAAUCCUCCAAAAAUUGCUCCCAUUCACUUCUAUUAUAAGUUCCUCACUGUAACCUCAAAAAUAAGGGAUGACUCCAAAACAUUUUUUUAUAGUGCUCAUUAUUACAUCACAAGUGUACUAAGAAGAAACUAGAAAAGUACUAUGCCUAAAAAAAAACAGAGCUUGAUGUUCAAAAUCACCCUCAGUAACCAACUAUUUUCAGACAAAUUAUCAGCCUGACUCAUUUCUGGCUUACUGACAGAUCAUCAGACAUUAUGUAUUAAAGAGCUGGCUCAUGCUCUGAAGAAAGAUCUGGCCAUAUCUAGACAUUCUGUACUGAUAAAGAAGGCUAAGAAGGUCAGAUCGAGUCGUGCGUAGAUCAUAUCGUUCUCUCUUGACUGUUCAAUCACACCUGGACUGGUCGACAUGUCCAUGAGUCCCCCACCCCCCACAUGCACACAAUGAACCCAGCCCGCCUUUGACACAUCCCAGUCCCCCCUCACUCCCUUUCUAUCACAAACACACACUCAUUUACUACUGUAACAGACACACAUGCUUUCUAACAAGAUUGGGAGGGACAGUCACCCUUGGCAGGACGCAUACUGUGGGCCUCUGAUGUAAUUCCCUUCUGCUUCCUGUUGGUGCUUAACCCUGAUACACCUCCCACAUCCCAACUCUGCUUAUAAAUACAAAAGAAAGGGAUGCUGAUCCCAUUAAGAGAGUCCGACUUCAUAGACAUGGACCAUAUGCACGUUUAAGUGGAGAUCUGGCAUGGAUGCACCCUUUCUUGACUGGAAUUUCAAUUUGACGUAAACUCAAAACUGAAACUGACAGAUAAGAUACAACACACAAGAAGAAUUUACAGAUAAACAAUCAGGCAAUAUGAUGGAUGAGUGUUUUCAUGAAAAAGAUUACCUUGUGUCACGACGUAUCUACUCAAACCGGGUCUUUGACCAGGUCCAUGAGAGACAAGACCAAGAGAUCCAGAGUUUACGAGAACAGCUGAGCAGAACCUGUGGAUGCACUGAUAAAUGGGCUGUUCAGAAGAUAAAGGGGCUUCUGCCAAUUCUAGAUUGGCUACCUAAAUACCCAGUCAAGCAAUGGUUACCCAGUGAUGUUGUCUCUGGGGUCACCACAGGCCUAGUAUGCUGUUUACAAGGUGUAGCUUAUGCAUUGCUGGCCUCUGUAGCACCAGUCUAUGGACUCUACUCUGCGUUUUUUCCAAUUCUCACAUACUUUGUGCUGGGAACAUCCAGACACAUUUCUGUGGGUCCAUUCCCUGUCACCUGUCUGAUGGUGGGCUCUGUAGUUUUGACCUUAGCGCCCGAUGAGCACUUUCUGCGUUCAGUGAACAUAACAAAUGUGAAUGAGACAGUGACAGAUGAAAGGUUAAUGGAGGUGGAUGUAGAGGCCAGAGAGGCCCAGAGAAUCAUGGUGGCUUGUACUAUGACAGUGUUGGUUGGAUUAUUCCAGGUGGCUAUGGGGCUGAUGCAGGUGGGCUUUCUAGUCAGGUAUCUCUCAGACCCACUGGUAGGCGGCUUCACCACUGCUGCUGCCUUUCAUGUCUUCAUAUCUCAGAUUAAAACCAUCCUGUCUGUUCCUACCCACAACCAUAAUGGAUUCUUCUCCUUUGCUUAUACUCUCAUUGAUGUAGGUAGGAAUAUCAACCAAACAAACACUGCAGAUCUGAUCGCUGGAUUACUAACAAUCUUCAUUGUUAUGGUUGUGAAAGAGAUCAACACAAAAUUUCAGCAUAAAAUCCCAGUGCCGAUUCCCAUAGAAGUGAUUGUGACAGUGAUAGCUUCUGCAAUCUCUCAUGUGAUGGACCUGAACUCCCAGUACGGCGCCAGCAUUGUCCACAGUCUCCCCAGGGGGUUUGCACCGGCACAGCCACCAAAUAUAGCACUUAUCGGGAGUAUUUUGGGCUCUAGUUUUUCCACAGCCGUCGUUGGUUAUGCAGUAGCAGUCUCAGUGGCAAAAGUCUAUGCAGCAAAACAUGAUUACACAGUUGAUGGCAACCAGGAGCUGAUAGCUUUUGGUGUCAGCAACAUUUUUGGAGGAUGUUUAUCAAGCUUUGUGGCCAGCACUGCACUGUCACGGACUGCAGUACAGGAAAGCACAGGGGGGAAGAGCCAGAUUGCUGGUAUCAUCUCAGCUCUGAUGGUGAUGAUAGUGAUCUUGGCACUUGGGCCCUUUCUUCAGCCUCUGCAAAAGUCAGUGCUAGCUGGCAUUGUUAUAGCCAACCUGAAGGGGAUGUUCAUGCAAAUCUCUGAAGUGCCUGUACUCUGGAGACAAAACAGAACAGACUGUCUCAUCUGGAUAGCUACUUGCCUGGCAUCCAUUGCACUGGGUUUAGAUGUGGGCCUGCUGGCUGGUCUGGUGUUUGAGAUGGGCACAGUGGUGGUCAGAACACAGUUCCCUUCUUGUGCCACCCUUGGAAAUGUCCCAAACACUGAUAUCUACAAAAACAUGAAAGACUACAAAAAUAUUGAUGAAAUUCCUGGGAUUAAGAUUUUCAAGUGUAAAUCACCCAUUUAUUUUGCAAAUAUUGAUUACUUCAAAGAAAAGUUGAGAGAUGAGGUGGGGUUUGAUGCAGUGCGGGUGUUUAAAAAAAGAAACAAAGCUUUGAAAAAGAUUCAUAAGCUCAUUAAAAAAGGAAAACUACAAGCUACAGAGGAUGGUUUGGUACCAGUGGCCUCACUGGGAGUAGAAAACAAAGCCUUUGAAAAUGAGCAGGGUCCUGAGCUGGAGGAGGGGGCGUCUCAGCCAGAUUCAGAGGUGAAGGUCCAGGUAGACUGGAUGUCUGAGCUGCCUGUUGGUAUGUCAGUACCCAGGGUCCAUAUUCACAGCCUGGUUGUGGACUUCUCAGCCGUCUCAUUCCUGGAUGUGGUAGCAGCCAAGUCCCUCAAACUGGUCGUAAAGGAAUUCAUACGAAUUGGGGUUAGUGUCUAUAUCGCAGGCUGUGACGGUGAGCUUGUCAGGAGAAUGGAGGCCCUGUCCUUCUUUGACGAGGAGGUUACCAGAGACCUUCUCUUCCUCUCGGUCCAUGACGCCAUCCUCUUCAUCCAGCUGGAAACCUCCAGUGGAAAUGAACAGGAUCCAUUAGCUGAGAAGAUUUCACAGUUGCAAGAUGACAAAGAGCCACUUCCUUUUACCGAAGAUGAGGACCUGAUUGAGACCUAUGACAACCAACACUUGGCUAUUCAUGGACUUUCAAACUGAGAAAACUCCCUGUGUUCAGAGUCACUGGGAAAGACAGUCAUCGUCUUCCAAUUCAUUUGCUGAUAAUGAUUCAGGAGACGUUUACCUUUGUCCUGGGAGGAUUGAAAGUAGCGCUAACAAGGAAGAAAGCUUGCAGUCUUGUUCAUCAUGUCCUUCCACAUCUGAACUAGAAAAAUAACACCAAAUGCAAAAGUUAAAAAGCAUUUAGUGCUUUCAUUUUUACAGCCUUAUUUUUGAGGCAAACAAAUGCCAAUCAGCACAAUACAGGAUGUUCAUCCCGUGGACACCUGUUCAUCAGUAUGGACAGCAGAAGGAGGCUAUUUUUGAUAGACGAACAUAUACUUCUUUCUAAGAACUGGUCACUGAAAGUCUUAAAGCAGAAGAACAUUUGAUAUUUGUAAAUAAAUCACCUGAGAAAUAA
Messenger RNA from Ctenopharyngodon idella (grass carp), 4432 nucleotides. RefSeq names its product solute carrier family 26 member 4 (gene slc26a4). The coding region runs from base 1672 to 4011 and encodes 779 amino acids. Gene Ontology annotation, molecular function: secondary active sulfate transmembrane transporter activity; bicarbonate transmembrane transporter activity; oxalate transmembrane transporter activity. Gene Ontology annotation, cellular component: membrane. The record is from RefSeq and is a predicted model, not a curated record. Gene Ontology annotation, biological process: transmembrane transport. The transcript is spliced from 21 exons. NCBI's taxonomy places the organism in Eukaryota, Metazoa, Chordata, Actinopteri, Cypriniformes, Xenocyprididae.